This is a messenger RNA of Closterium sp. NIES-67, 2312 nucleotides long. The record is from the annotation of a GenBank genome assembly. Lineage: Eukaryota; Viridiplantae; Streptophyta; Zygnematophyceae; Desmidiales; Closteriaceae.
GAGAGGCAAGCAGCGGGAUGCGCAGUGGCGGGGACGACCGGGUGGCCUUGCUGCGCCGGAGCGAAAGGGGACCAUGCAGGGAGGGAGCCACCAGCUCUAUUUAUGGCGGCGUGCGGCCGGCUGCCUGCUGUGAGGGGGGCGGCAAGACAGUGUCCGUGAAUGUGCUUAUAGGGAGGGGAACGCGGGAGAAGGUUCGGAGAGAAGCUGGGAGUGAUGGAGUGAUGGCUGCAGGGAAAGCGGAAGGGGGAAAAGGAGAUAAGACAAUCUCAGUGAAUGUGCUUGUAGGGAGGGGAACGCCGGAAAGGAUGACAAGAGAAGCCGGUGGAGUGGGAGUGAUGGUCGCAGAUAAGAAGGAUGGGCGUCCAACAGCAGGGGGAAACGGGGAUAAGACGGUCUCUGUGAACGUGCUUGUAGGGAGGGGAACGCCUGAAAAGGCGGGGAGAGAAACAGGGGGAGAGGGAAGGAAGGUAGCAGGGAACGACCAAGGGAGAGCAACGGAGGGUAAGGGACCCAAAUUGGUGUCUGUGAAUGUGCUUAUAGGGAGGGAGAUAGGGGAACCAGGAUGGAGGCGAGCAAGUGGAAGAGCGGUGAAACAAGUGCGGAGAUGGCGGGCAAGACGCGUGGUGAGAAGCAGAGUUGUAGCGACGGCAGGGGCAGUGAGGGCAAGGGCAGUGAGGGCAGGUGGAGAAGCAGGCAUGCGACAGUCACAGGCGAUGGCAGACAGCGCGAGUUGCAGGCGGGCAGCAGUGGGGGAGUCACCAGUGCUUGCAGCUCUGGCAGCGGUGAUGGGACAGGAGCGAGAGCGAUGCUUGCAGCAGUGGGCUCGAGAUGCUGGGGGCGAGGAAGGGAGGAGAUAGAACGCGCGAGGGAGAAAGAGGAGGGCGAGAGGGAGAUAAGGACAGGAGCCACGAGAGGGUAAAGACGAGGGGUAUGGACAGAAAUGGUGAGGGCAGGCAAACUGAGUUUGAGGGGGAGAUGAGCGGCUGCAGGAAGAAAUGCAGGGGGGAGAAAACGAGGGAGAGAGGGACAGAGAAAGGCACCGAGGGUUUGUUGCGGAGAGAAAGUCUGCUGCACGAGAGGGAGAAAGAGCAAUGGACGUAGCAGGAGGAGCAACACAUGGGGCAGAGCAAGGGCGAGCAGCUGUGGGCAAGAGAGCAGGGGAUUUCCCGUCGGCACCGUUGUUUACUGAUCGAUCAACGGCUGCGGUUGCUUCCCUGUCUGCAUAUACAUCAACGGCAACUGUUGCUCCACCUGGCUUCAAUCUGCACCUGACCUCCCAGCCCAUGCUUCUCCGUCUCCCUCCCCCCCUUGCCUCUCCCGCCCCCUUUCCGCUCCUCUGCCUGCCACCACCUGCCAACCCCACAGUACCACCUGCCAACCCCACAGCACCACCUGCCAACCCCACAGCACCACCUGCCAACCCCACAGCACCACCUGCCAAGCCUACAGCACCACCUGCCAAGCCCACACCACCACCUGCCAACCCCACACCACCACCUGCCAAGCCUACAGCACCACCUGCCAAGCCCACAGCACCACCUGCCAACCCCACAGUACCACCUGCCAACCCCACAGCACCACCUGCCAAGCCUACAGCACCACCUGCCAAGCCUACAGCACCACCUGCCAAGCCCACAGCACCACCUGCCAAGACCACAGCACCACCUGCCAAGCCUACAGCACCACCUGCCAACCCCACAGCACCACCUGCCAAGCCCACAGCACCACCUGCCAAGCCUACAGCACCACCUGCCAACCCCACAGCACCACCUGCCAACUCCACAGCACCACCUGCCAAGCCUACAGCACCACCUGCGAAGCCCACAACACCACCUGCCAACCCCACAGCACCACCUGCCAACCCCACAGCACCACCUGCCAAGCCUACAGCACCACCUGCCAACCCCACAGCACCACCUGCCAACUCCACAGCACCGCCUGCCAAGCCUACAGCACCACCUGCCAAGCCUACAGCACCACCUGCCAACCCCACAGCACCACCUGCCAAGCCCACAUCACCACCUGCCAAGCCUACAGCACCACCUGCCAACCCCACAGCACCACCUGCCAACCCCACAGCACCACUGCCAACCCCACAGCACCGCCUGCCAAGCCACAGCACCACCUGCCAAGCCCUGCGCCAGCGCCUCAAGCCGCUUUAGAACCCCCCACAUCCCAACCUACCACUCAUGAAGCUUCCAACCGCAUUCCUUGCCUUGGCAAGCCUCCAAACCUUCCAGGCCUGCAGGCUUGGUUGCUUCCUUGGUCCAACCGAGGCUGGUGGUGCUGGCCCUGCCUGCCCCUGGUGGCGU